UUUGGCGAUGAAGCGCGCGGUCGGCGCCACGACAGCGCGUGCACGCGGCUGGCUCUUCGCGCUGGAAACACGGACUCAUUUCAGUGCGACACACCGUGUGCUUUAUUGUGGCGCAAAUAGGUAGACGUAGGGACGUUCAUUUAAAAUAAUAAUAAAAAAAUACAGGAAAGUCACAAAGAAAACACAACCUGUAAAACAUGAAGCAGGCACUGGUGGAUGAUACAGAAGAUGUGUCCCUGGAUUUCGGUGCUGAGGAGGACCGCGCGCUGAGGACCAUUAAAAUACGGCACCCGCUGGCCACGUUUUUCCACCUCUUUUUUCGAAUAAGUGCCAUAAUAGCGUACCUGCUGUGUGAGUGGUUCAGUAAAAGCUUCGCGUCGUGUUUCCUCCUCAUCAUCGCGCUGCUCUCCUUCGACUUCUGGUCAGUGAAGAACGUGAGCGGGCGGCUCCUGGUGGGACUGCGCUGGUGGAACCAGAUCGACGAGGACGGCAGGAGCCACUGGGUGUUUGAGGCAAAGAAGAUUUCUCCACAGAGCAAGAGCACAGCGACAGAAGCAGAAGCCAGGAUUUUCUGGCUGGGCCUCAUCAUCUGUCCACUCAUUUGGACCGGAUUCUUCUUCAGCACGCUCUUCUCCUUGAAGCUGAAGUGGCUGGCCCUAGUAAUUGCUGGCAUCUCCCUACAGACAGCCAAUAUGUAUGGUUAUAUCCGCUGUAAGGUUGGGGGAGAGUUGGGUAUACCUCGCUCAGCCUCUUCUUUCCUUGGACAGCAGUUUCUCCAAAGGCCGGAUAUCAUAUUUGGUGCUCUGUGAAGAAAGUGCAGUGUUUGAACAGCAAACGGCAGCGUUUCCCAGGGAAAACCGGUGAUGGACACACUGGGUCACCCGCUCCAUUACCGCGUGAAUUUGGCAAUGUGACGUCAACAGCUGCCGCACGUCCUGGCAACAGUAAGGUGCAAGGAUGUUGAGGAUAAGCGCACGUGUCACAAGUUGAGUUAAACAUUUGAGAAGAACUUCUAAUGUGUUUCAACCAGCCAGUGACUUAUCAUUAGCCAUUCAUGUUGCUUUCAUAGACUAUUGAACUCCCAUAGUGAAGAUAUUUGAUCCAAACAAAUAGUUGAAAGCCUGGUGCAGGUUUCCACUGAUACUCUCUCUGACUGGCCCUUUUUGACCAUUGCAACAUAAAUAUUUGGUCAAUACAACGAAUAACUGUCAACACUUACCAGAUUGUAUGGGUUAAUUCACACACAUUGGCUGAAACGGCUUGUCCCAAGCAGGGGUCGCGGUGAA
This is a messenger RNA of Scleropages formosus (Asian bonytongue), 1286 nucleotides long. Its product is annotated as Golgi apparatus membrane protein TVP23 homolog A-like. The transcript is spliced from 8 exons. Gene Ontology annotation, cellular component: Golgi membrane. Gene Ontology annotation, biological process: vesicle-mediated transport; protein secretion. Lineage: Eukaryota; Metazoa; Chordata; Actinopteri; Osteoglossiformes; Osteoglossidae. Bases 198 to 809 code for a protein of 203 amino acids. The record is from RefSeq and is a predicted model, not a curated record.